Xyrauchen texanus (razorback sucker) is the source of this 1091-nucleotide messenger RNA. It is a transcript of the gene psenen, whose product is annotated as presenilin enhancer, gamma-secretase subunit. Gene Ontology annotation, biological process: Notch receptor processing. The transcript has 4 exons. Lineage: Eukaryota; Metazoa; Chordata; Actinopteri; Cypriniformes; Catostomidae. Bases 120 to 425 code for a protein of 101 amino acids. Gene Ontology annotation, cellular component: gamma-secretase complex. The record is from RefSeq and is a predicted model, not a curated record.
CCAGGAAGCGGAACCAUAUAAAUUGUUUCACCGUCGCCUUUGUUGUGUUAAACCAUCAGUUUCUCGACUGAACUCGGCGUAUAAGGAAACCCACCACCACAACAAAGACUGAAGCCACUAUGAAUCUUGAACGUAUUCCCAAUGAGGACAAACUAAGCCUUUGUAGAAGAUACUAUCUUGGUGGUUUUGCAUUUCUCCCCUUUCUCUGGCUGGUUAAUGUGGUGUGGUUUUUCAAAGAGGCCUUUUUAAAACCUGCUUAUACAGAACAACCGCAGAUUCAAUCCUACAUAAAGAAGUCCGCACUAGGUCUCUUAUUGUGGGUUGCUGUGCUGACAACGUGGAUCACCAUAUUCCAGCAUUUCAGAGCACAGUGGGGGGAGGUGGGAGAUUACCUCUCCUUCACCAUUCCUCUCGGCACAGCCUGAUGAGAUGGCACUUUAUUACAAAACUUCUUUUUUUAUUCUUUCCAUUUUUCUUCUCCCAUUGACCAGAUGCUCCCUCCUAAUUUUACCACUGUCAUCGCAUACAAGAUAAACUGGAUCUGGCUGGGGGGUUGUGGUAUUUUGCGAACUGAUGAAAUCAUUUGUUGGUUGAGAUAUUAUGGACACAAAUGCACCAUGCUAAAGUGCAAGCGAGUUCGUUUGCUGCACUACUUCUUAAUAAAAUACCUGUUCCCUCUCUUUUAUUGAAGCUUCAGCUGGAAUGUUUAUUAUAGUAGAAUUGAGAUAACACAUUAAUAUAACCAGUUCUGAUCAUGACCCUUCAAUGCAUUGAAGAGAAUGUAUGGAAACACGAAACGCCGCACCAGGCAGGUCGAUCCAAAAUAAAGACUUUAAAACUAUAUUUAGUCAGUUGAUUGACACAUAAUUUAACUGUACACAAUGAAAAAAAAACAUUUUUGUCUGUUAUAUAUUCAUAAUUUGGCUGGGCAGCAAUGAACACAGAUUUUACUAUUGACAUUAAAUUAUUUGUUCAAAUUUUGUUUUACUUUGAAAUACAUUUCAAGUCAUGUGGAAAUUGUCCUCUGGUUUGAUUGUCUUUAUAUAAUAAAUUAAUGCAAUAUUGAUAAAUGUAUAAAAAUAAACAAUAUA